GGGGGAGUCAUCUGACUGCUGUGUUCACUUAUUUACAAAAGUUUAUUUUUGAUUUUUUUAUUUCUACCAUUCUAUGUUUGAUGGCAUCAUUAUUUAAUAUGGGAUCCCUGUUCUUUAUAGUGGUGACAGCAUCUUUAACCCAUGCCUCUCUGACACGCUCUGAUGAUGCUGAGGAUUUCCUGUCCAUCGGCCUGAAGGAGGGCUCCAUGGGGGAGGUCAGCCAGAGCAGUAGUGGUGCUGACCCGGUCACCUUCACCCCUGCUGAGGAAGGCAGGAGGCGUCCCAGGAGGUGCACAUGUUACACCUACAGAGACAAAGAGUGUGUGUACUACUGUCACCUGGACAUCAUCUGGAUCAACACACCGGAGCAUACUGUACCCUAUGGGAUGUCCAGUGACUCAGGCUCCCUGCGCCUGAAGCGCUCUGCCCAGAGGAGCAGGAAUGGGGCCGUGGCGAGGCGCUGUGCAUGCAGGCUGCAGACGGACUCAGACUGCAGGAGCUUCUGCAUAGACAGGCAGAGGAAGGAGCUCCUUGUAAGACGUAAAGCAAAGGAGAGGACGUCCCAUUUCUACAGACGGGACAGGACGGGGAUUUUAAGAUGAAGAGCCUGGGCUCUAACCUGAGAGGGAAAAGGCUGCUGUUGGUGCCGUGCAGGCGGCUCUGGGUUUCUACGGAGCAGAUCCAUCCAAGCUGAACGUUCUUCCCUUCUUCUCUCUGACGGCCAUCGCUCUCAGCAGUGCAGGGUCAUCAUUCCAGGAGGUUUCACAAUAGCUUUGCUAUCUUAUUGGAAAGCUUGUCUGAAAUUCA
Cyprinodon variegatus (sheepshead minnow) is the source of this 807-nucleotide messenger RNA. Its product is annotated as endothelin-3-like. The transcript has 4 exons. Bases 81 to 602 code for a protein of 173 amino acids. Gene Ontology annotation, molecular function: hormone activity; endothelin B receptor binding. The record is from RefSeq and is a predicted model, not a curated record. Gene Ontology annotation, biological process: regulation of systemic arterial blood pressure by endothelin; intracellular calcium ion homeostasis; regulation of vasoconstriction. Lineage: Eukaryota; Metazoa; Chordata; Actinopteri; Cyprinodontiformes; Cyprinodontidae. Gene Ontology annotation, cellular component: extracellular region.